AAGAAGCAUCGUUAAAGUCUCUCUUCUCCCUGCGACCAUGUCUAAGUCAGAGCCUCCUAAAGAGCUGGAACAGCUGAGGAAGCUCUUCAUUGGAGAGUUGAGCUUUGAAACAACCAAUGAGAGCCUGAGGAGCCAUUUUGAGCAAUGGGGAAUGCUCACAGACUGUGUGGUAAUGAGAGAUCCAAACACCAAGCGCUCCAGGGGCUUUGGGUUUGUCACGUAUGCAACUGUGGAGGAAGUGGAUGCAGCCAUGAAUGCAAGGCCACACAAAGUGGAUGGAAGAGUUGUGGAACCAAAGAGAGCUGUCUCAAGAGAAGUUUCUCAAAGACCAGGUGCCCACUUAACUGUGAAAAAAAUAUUCGUUGGUGGCAUUAAAGAAGACACUGAAGAACAUCACCUAAGAGAUUAUUUUGAACAGUAUGGAAAAAUUGAAGUGACUGAAAUCAUGACUGACAGAGGCAGUGGCAAGAAAAGGGGCUUUGCCUUUGUAACCUUUGAUGACCAUGACUCCGUGGAUAAGAUUGUCAUUCAGAAAUACCAUACUGUGAAUGGCCACAACCGUGAAGUUAGGAAAGCCCUGUCAAAGCAAGAGAUGGCUAGUGCUUCAUCCAGCCAAAGAGGUCGAAGUGGUUCUGGAAACUUUGGUGGUGGUCGUGGAGGUGGUUUCGGUGGGAAUGACAACUUUGGUCGUGGAGGAAACUUCAGUGGUCGUGGUGGCUUUGGUGGCAGCCGUGGUGGUGGUGGAUAUGGUGGCAGUGGGGAUGGCUAUAAUGUAUUUGGUAAUGAUGGAGGCAAUUUUGGAGGUGGUGGAAGCUACAAUGAUUUUGGCGGUUACAACAAUCAGUCUUCAAAUUUUGGACCCAUGAAGGGAGGAAACUUUGGAGGCAGAGGCUCUGGCCCCUAUGGUGGUGGCGGCCAAUACUUUGCCAAACCACAAUACCAAGGUGGCUAUGGCGGUUCCAGUGGCAGCAGUAGCUAUGGCAGUGGCAGAAGAUUUUAAUGAGGCAACAAAGCUUAGCAGGAGAGGAGAGCCAGAGAAGUGACAGGGAAGCUACAGGUUACAAGAGAUUUGUGAACUCAGCCAAACACAGUGAUGGCAGGGCCUAGCUGCUACAAAG
Messenger RNA from Sapajus apella (tufted capuchin), 1118 nucleotides. RefSeq names its product heterogeneous nuclear ribonucleoprotein A1-like. Gene Ontology annotation, molecular function: RNA binding. The record is from RefSeq and is a predicted model, not a curated record. NCBI's taxonomy places the organism in Eukaryota, Metazoa, Chordata, Mammalia, Primates, Cebidae. Bases 38 to 1000 code for a protein of 320 amino acids. The transcript has a single exon.